GUCCACGAGAACAGAGCUGAUACAACAACACGGCUGCAGCUCGAGCGCCAAAUAUCCAUCUGCUUUCUGAACCAUGUCGCUGAGCCCAAAGCACACGACACCUUUCUCAGUGACAGAUAUUUUGAGCCCAAUCGAAGAGACUUACAAGAAGUUCAGUGGCAUGGAGAGCUCUGGAAACCUCACAUCUCCGCUGGGAGCCUACCGCCAACCUCAGGUGUCCCAGACUGGCAUGCAGCAGCACUCUAUGGGCCACAACGCCGCCGUGGCGACCACCUACCACAUGCCACACUCCGUUUCUCAGUUUUCGCACAGUGCAAUGGGGGGCUACUGCAAUGGCAGUAUUGGCAACAUGGGGGACCUACCCUCUUACCAAGAAACUAUGAGAAACAGCGCAGCAACUGGGUGGUACGGCGCCAAUCCUGACCCUAGGUACUCGACAAUUUCUAGAUUCAUGGGACCUUCCACAGGUAUGAACAUGAACAUGGGCACGCUGACUGGCAUGGCUGACACCACCAAAUCCAUCCCACCCUUGCACGCGGCUCCAAGGAGGAAGCGACGGGUGCUCUUCUCUCAGGCGCAAGUGUACGAGCUGGAAAGGAGAUUUAAGCAGCAGAAAUACCUUUCAGCGCCAGAGAGGGAACACCUGGCUAGCAUGAUCCAUCUGACCCCGACGCAGGUCAAGAUCUGGUUUCAGAAUCAUCGUUAUAAGAUGAAACGCCAGGCCAAGGACAAAGUAACCCAGCAGCUUCAACAGGAGGGCAACCUGUGUCAACAGCAGCAGUCGCCGAGGAGAGUGGCUGUGCCUGUGUUAGUGAAGGACGGCAAGCCCUGUCAAAACGGCUCCAACACACCGACGCCGAACCAGCAGCAGAUGCAACAGCAGCAGCAGAACGGAUCGGGGGUCGUGCUUCCUACCUCGAGCAACUCUAUGAAUCAGCAGGUCAACGUAGCGCUGGUUCAGGCCCAAGACCUGGAGGAAAUGUCCCCAAGUCCCCCGUCACUCCACUCGCAGAUGAACACCAUGGGCCAGAUGGACGGUACCGUAGAUUACACGAAUAACAUGGUCACUUCAAAUCUGCUUUAUGGCAGAACGUGGUAAAACCGACCAUUACCUUUCCUUGUUUGUUUUUUACGCAACUUUACAGUCGUCUGAAUUAUUACGCAUGGGGACUUGCGCUACGCAUCAUGCGAUCGAAGGACUUUUGGGGGAAAAUGUGCCAUCUUUUUUCUAAAAACACUUUUCGUGGGCACGAUUUUCUACAGAGACCCUGCUCUUACAAUGGACGAGACGAUCAAAUACUGUUUAUGUUCUUGCUGUAUGUUUUGGACUUCCCUUUGUUGCGCUAGUAAAAGGUUAAACAAACUUGCUGCUCCAGAACUAUGAUAAUGGCACAACACGGGAAGCAAUGUUUCAUAAUUCAGGUAUGAACUUCUAGCAAGAAAAGAUAAAUGCCUGGACACGACAUGAAACCACUAUUGUAAACUAAUGUAUUGAUUCAGAUAAAUGAAAGUAGGGGUUGUAUAUUUGGCUAAUUCUUAAGUUUCUGUUGUAAUAUAAAUGUUUCAGUCUUUUUGUUGGUCAUUAUUCUAUUUUUUUCUUUUUUUAUAAGU
This is a messenger RNA of Triplophysa dalaica, 1611 nucleotides long. RefSeq names its product NK2 homeobox 4a (gene nkx2.4a). The record is from RefSeq and is a predicted model, not a curated record. Lineage: Eukaryota; Metazoa; Chordata; Actinopteri; Cypriniformes; Nemacheilidae. Bases 74 to 1099 code for a protein of 341 amino acids. Gene Ontology annotation, cellular component: nucleus. Gene Ontology annotation, molecular function: DNA-binding transcription factor activity, RNA polymerase II-specific; RNA polymerase II cis-regulatory region sequence-specific DNA binding. Gene Ontology annotation, biological process: cell differentiation; regulation of transcription by RNA polymerase II. The transcript has 2 exons.